AUAUCUCUUCUUGAAAUUGGAAGCUUAAUUUCCUGGAUGAUAGUAUAUAAGUCGCUGGUGCAGAAAGAAAGCCACAUUUCCUUUUCUUUUCUCCUUGGUUCCGCAUCGAUGCCCAAGAUGUUUUGGGGAAUGCUCGUUGUGGCACUGGCCUUACGGCUCCUGGUCGACGUCGAGGCCAAACCGGCGCCCAGUCCCCAGAUUCUUCCUUAUGGCGUCUCCAGCCCCGUCCUGCCCAGCAUGCUUGGAGGCCAUGCUCUUCCGGUGGCUCCUAGUUUACCAUGUUCCAUUAUGCCAUCCCUGUGCCAACACCCCAUUAGUCCUUCAGUGAUGUACCACCCACCAACAGCCUUACUUGCUCCCCAUCCACCAGUGCUUCCUGUUCACCCUCCUAUGGUCCUUCCUCAUCCACCAGUUAUGCCCGUUCACCCUCCUAUGGUUCUUCCCCACCCACCAGUUAUGCCCGUUAACCCUCCUAUGGCCCUUCCUCACUCACCAUUUAUGCCCGUUCAUCCUCCUAUGGUCAUUCCCCACCCACCAUAUAUGCCCGUUCACUCUCCUAUGGUCCUUCCUCGUCCACCAUUUAUGCCUUUUACUUCCCCUAUGUUCCCUUUUCAAUCAUCAAUGUUCUCAGUUCUUCCAACCAUGCUUCAACCACAGCAACCGGCCUCUCCUCCUGAGGCAUCAGAGUCUUCAGAGGAAUCCUCAGAAUCCUCCCCCUCACUUACCAUCGUUUACCCCCCAACACCAGAAGCCUCAUUCGGUGGUCAGGGCGCAUUGCCAUUCUUCUCGAUGUUUAGUCCCGCAGGUUCCUUCAGUUACCCCUCAAUGCCCUCAACGCAGGGUGCUUCAGACAAUGACGCUUCCAACUCACCCUCUCAUAAUGCCAAACCGUUUCGGUUCUUUUAGGAAGAGGACAUAUCUCCAGUCUAACUGAAUCCAAGAAUUCCGCUUCUGACGACGACUUUGAACUGGAUAUCAUUAUUAUAGCAAUGGUAUUAUCUGCAAGGUAGAAAAUGAAAAAAAAAAAAAGUUGAAUGCAAAAACGAAAAA
Messenger RNA from Penaeus chinensis, 1050 nucleotides. Its product is annotated as splicing factor 3A subunit 2-like. The transcript is spliced from 3 exons. The record is from RefSeq and is a predicted model, not a curated record. NCBI's taxonomy places the organism in Eukaryota, Metazoa, Arthropoda, Malacostraca, Decapoda, Penaeidae. The coding region runs from base 37 to 906 and encodes 289 amino acids.